Molecule: messenger RNA, 827 nt
Organism: Uloborus diversus
Lineage: Eukaryota; Metazoa; Arthropoda; Arachnida; Araneae; Uloboridae
Gene: Burs
Product: bursicon-like
Exons: 3
Coding region: 89-598 (169 amino acids)
Biological process (GO): animal organ morphogenesis
Molecular function (GO): receptor ligand activity; BMP binding
Source: RefSeq, a predicted model, not a curated record
AUUUUUCGCCAGAUCGUCUGAGUGGCUGGAAGGCGUGUCAGAGGCUACUGGGAACAAAACUUUAAGAUUCAAUACCGAAAACUGAAGGAUGGAAAACUGCAAGGCCACAAAUACUGGAAUCCUGAAGUUAUUGCCUGUUUUAUUCUACGUCUUGUUCUGUAUAUCAUCCGUACAAUCAAGGGGCGAAGAAUGCCACUUGCGUCCUGUCAUUCACGUGUUGCAACAGCCUGGGUGCAUUCCAAAGCCAAUUCCGUCGUUCGCUUGUCAAGGAAGUUGCAGUUCUUAUGUGCAAGUGUCAGGAUCGAAGUUCUGGCAAGUAGAGAGGUCGUGUAUGUGUUGCCAAGAAAUGGGAGAACGAGAGGCAAACAUUGGAAUAUUCUGCCCCAAAGCGACACCUCGUUUCAGAAAAAUCGUCACGAGAGCUCCAGUCGAAUGCAUGUGCCGCCCCUGCACAGCAGUAGAUGAAUCAGCAAUCAAACCACAAGAAGUUGCCCUCAUGGUAGCUGGUCCUGAGUCUGAGCUUCUGCAAGAAAUGCCCUCAAUGGAAGACUUUCAUAUGAUGAACGAACUUCAAACUAAAGAUAUACCUGUUGUUUGAGAUGCAGAGUGUGUUUCUUAAAGAAAAAUGAACAAUUUACUAGCGAUUUUCCUGUCCAGUAAUGUUGGAGCACAGUUGUUCUGAAGCGUUAAUCUUUGAUGUUCAUUUGGUGAAUACAUUCUGCCGGAAAAUGUUCCUUUGCUGGAUGUCGUCUUGUAUGCAGUAGUUUUUGUUUCAUUUGUUUUAUGUCUUUAUGUACUCUGUGUAUUCAUUUUUUCUAUUUAUUAAA